Arabis nemorensis is the source of this 456-nucleotide messenger RNA. Lineage: Eukaryota; Viridiplantae; Streptophyta; Magnoliopsida; Brassicales; Brassicaceae. The record is from the annotation of a GenBank genome assembly.
AUGGCACGCCAAUUUAUCGUUUUUGCCUUAUUGGCUUUAACCAUCGCCGCCGUUUUCGCCGCCGAUGCUCCUGCAGCCUCUCCCAAAAAAUCUCCGUCACCAACCGCCGCACCAACCAAAUCUACCACCGCCCCAACCAAAGCUCCGGCCACCGCACCAAAAUCCUCCGCCGCCGCACCUAAAUCAUCCUCCGCCUCUUCUCCCAAAGCAUCUUCUCCUGCUGCUGAGGGACCCGCCGCCGAAGACGAUUACUCCGCCGCUAGUCCAAGUGACUCCGGCGAGGCACCCACCGUCUCCUCCCCGCCGGCUCCCACACCAGACAGCACCUCCGUCGCCGAUGGACCAAGCGAUGGACCUGCUACGGCUGAGGCACCAACGAGCGGUGCUGUGACCACCGUCAAACUCUCCGUCGCCGCCACAUUCGCCGCCGUUGGCUUCUUCUUCGUUUCUUUCUAA